Arabidopsis thaliana (thale cress) is the source of this 1932-nucleotide messenger RNA. Its product is annotated as kinetochore protein. Lineage: Eukaryota; Viridiplantae; Streptophyta; Magnoliopsida; Brassicales; Brassicaceae. Gene Ontology annotation, cellular component: chromosome, centromeric region. Bases 128 to 1834 code for a protein of 568 amino acids. The record is from RefSeq and is marked reviewed. The transcript has a single exon.
CGAAGAGGUUUUUUUAGGUUUUCGAAAAUUCAAAUUACAAAAGUAAUCCAUCCCGCUGCUCUAUAGAAAUAUAUUUCCCGAUCCAGUUCCAGUGUCAGUUGCUUUAUCUGUAAAAAGCAAAAAAGAGAUGAGAGGCGGAGCCGCGGGAAAGAGAAGAACGACGGUGGGUUUCGGCGGAGCGCCGCCGCCACCUCCACCAUCAAUCGAGCAACAACGUCACCUCUUUAACUCAAGAGACUCCGACGCCAGUUUCGCCAGCAGCCGUCCUUCAUCAAUCGGUUUAGGCGGCCGAGGAGCCUCCGAUGACAGAUCUUCGAUGAUUCGAUUCAUUAACGCCUUCCUCUCCACACAUAACUUCCCGAUCUCUAUCCGCGGUAAUCCUGUUCCUUCUGUCAAAGACAUCUCCGAAACCCUAAAAUUCUUGCUCUCAGCUUUAGAUUACCCUUGCGAUUCCAUCAAAUGGGACGAGGAUCUCGUCUUCUUUCUCAAAUCGCAGAAAUGUCCUUUUAAGAUCACCAAAUCUAGCCUCAAAGCUCCAAAUACGCCUCACAAUUGGCCUACUGUUCUCGCCGUUGUUCACUGGUUAGCUGAGCUUGCUCGUUUCCAUCAACAUCUAGUAUCUAAUUCCACCUCCGUACCCGAAGAUAACUCCAUGAAUUUCUUCGCGAUUCAAAGCUUUGGUCACUUCAUUCGCGGCGAGGAUGAUAAGGUUAACGAUUUAGAUUCUCAAUUUUUGGGUAAAUUGGAAGCGGAGAAGACUAGCGUCGCUGAAACUAUCUCUGGUUGUGAGAAAAUCUCCGGUGAAUUGGAGGCUAAACUUGAGUCACUGAGGAAAGGUCCUUCGAAGAAAGAGUCUCUGGAGAAAGUUAAAGCCGAUUUGGAGAAUGACGUAAACAAGUUCCGAACUAUUGUUGUGGAGUAUACUGAUAGGAAUCCAGCGAUGGAGAAAGUUGUGGAGGAGAAAGCUAAGGAGCUCAAAGCUAAGGAAGAAGAGAGAGAGCGAAUCUCUGUAGAGAAUAAGGAGUUGAAGAAGAGUGUGGAGCUUCAGAACUUUAGCGCGGCGGAUGUAAAUAGGAUGAGAAGAGAGUUACAAGCUGUGGAAAGAGAUGUUGCGGAUGCUGAGGUUGCUAGAGAUGGUUGGGAUCAGAAAGCUUGGGAACUCAAUUCACAGAUUAGGAAUCAGUUUCAUCAGAUUCAGACACUUGCCAUUGACUGCAACCAAGCUCUCAGGAGAUUGAAGCUUGAUAUUCAGUUCGCUGUUAACGAGAGAGGGGAAACACCUGCAGCGGUGAUGGGUGUGGAUUAUAAAUCGGUGGUGAAGCCAGCUCUGUGUUCGUUGUGCGAUGGGAUCAAAGGAAGCUCGGCGGAGAAAGUGGAGGAAUUGGUCACUUUACAGCACCAUAAGUCUGAAAUGGCUUCGAAGAUCGAAUCCAAAAGGAGUCUUCUUGGGUCAAUUCAGUUGCAGAUCAAUGACCUCGAAGAAAAGAUGAAGUUGGUGAAGAAGGAAACUCAGGAGUUGAGUACAAAAUGUGAUUUGGAGGCGAAAACAUUGGUUGAGAGUGUGAAAGCUGAGGCUUUGAAUCUGGAGGUUGUGGAGAAAGAAGCUGCUGAGUUUGUAAAAGCUUCGGAGCUUAGAUUGCAAGAAGCAGUGAAGGAGAGUGAAGAGGAGGUCCAAGCAUGUGCUGCACAACUCUUUGCACUUAUCGAUUCGAUAUCGAAACAGAAAGAGUACAUGGAUUCGAAGAUAUCGGAGAUCAAAACCGGUGUUGCUGAUACUGCCAGUGCUGUUUCAGAGAUAUACAAAGCCAACUUCAAGAAGAACCUUGGUAUCUAGUGGUUGGAAUCAACUGAGCCAAGAGAUUGUUAAAAGCGUGAGUAAUUCCUAUUGCUUUUGUUCACAUAGUCGUAUUAGCAUCUAUGUGUGGUAUGUAU